UGCAAAAUAUGGCUCUUGGUUGCUGGUUUCAACAAUUUAGUAGGCAUUCCAGUAAAUUACUAUGCUCUUGUUGUUGGAGGUGUUAUUACAAACUUACAAGGUGUACUGGUUAGUUUGAUCUAUUUCAGUGAUCCUGCUGUAAUAUAUACAAUGCAACGAUUUGGAAGUUACCUACGAAAAACUUAUGUGGAUGAAUACAACCUACCGCCAAAGGAAACAACAGAAGAAAAGCCUCCUGACGAGAGAAACAAUUCUGCUAAUGGAGCCGGUAUACGCUUAUUUCAUGCCAGUCAAGCUAUAGUACCUGCCAACAAUUUGGAUGAUAUACCCAAUAAUAGACAUCGACCUAUUUUGUCCCUUCCUCGUAUCACGGCACGAGAUACAAUUGAUCCAUAUCGCUACCGAUGGCUUGCCAUGACUAUUCAUUGUUUUCUAACAAAAGUAUGCCGAAUGACCAAACGAGUUGCUCCUUGUGACUCAACCUCGACCAUCUCAUUUCCAUCUCAUACCAUAUCAAGUCUACCAACCAACAAUACUAGUCAGAAUACAUUAUCUUCAAUUGCGACUUCGGAAAUAUCAAGUAAAAACAGCAGCAACAAAAGAUCAAGUCCAGCAGUACCAGCAGUACGUUUGCAAAGUGUGGAUACAAUUCAAGAACAAGAAGCAACAACUUCAAGUCAUCAAGAUUUCUUGACAGUUCCUCCAACGGUUCCUGUGGUACAUCGACAUUCUAUUGGGGAGGGCGCACGACGAUCAUACGAUACCAAGAAAAACAAGCAUCCCAUGAUGACAAGGACAACUGAACAACCAGCUUCCAUUGUAUCCAGUCUUUCCACAACUGAAAGUAGCUUGCAAUCUCGUCAUGGCUCCUUGGAAUUGAAAGCACAUCCAUGCAGUCGACACUCCUCUAAAGACACAUCAUCAAGCGAUCCAUCACUUUUACGACUUGCUCGACAUUCGAAAAAACUUGGACGUACCAUGCGACAUCGUUAUGAUCAUUUCACUGGCCAUACAACAUCCGUUCGACAAGUACCUACUUCACCACUUUCAUCACCACGACCUUCAUCUCAGAUGUCAACAUCACCAUCAACAUCAAGAGCUUCCUCCAUAUCGCUUCCCAUCAAACAAAAAUCACCAUCAACAGCAUCCUUAUCAGCAAUAUCAUCUCGCCAUUCCACAGAUAAUUUGAAACAAGGGGAGAAGGAUGUCAUCGAUCGACUUUCACUACUUUCUGAAGCUGGUUCUAUUGAACGAUCAAAGAAGGCAGGCUAUUUAGCAUUAUGUGCACCACCUUAUUAUUAUCGACAACGAACACAACAAUCAAAACCAACCACAUCAGAAAUGGAAACGGAACAUAUUCUUAGACCUCGAUCUUUAUCUAAAACGGCCAUUGUAGCCACCAGACCAUCAUCAUUUGGAUCAUUUGAAUCAUCAUCACCCACCAUGAAAGUAAUGGCUCCAAAUGAUCUAACAAUAGUAUCAAAGCACAUACAACAUAUCUCCUCACCAUCAUCUACAGCAUCAACAUCAUCAUCGUCCUCAUCGAUGAAAUUGGCGAUUCCACAGUAUCAUGCAUUAUCCAAUAAUGCAGUGACAUUGACAUCAUCUUCACUCAAGGUUUUAUUAGAUGGAGAACAAGAAGAACCUUUGGUCAUGAUAGCCGAUGGUGUAGCGAAUGGAUGGACUACAUUGAUUCAUAUUGAUCAAACUUGGCAUGAUGAAGAAACAACAACGGAUGAAAGGGUAUUAUCACUUGUGGAACAUUGGUAUAGGGAUUAUGUUGGUUCUCGUUGGUUCGUAGUAGAAUAGUUACACAACAAUUGAAAUAAAAACCUGGUUACCCUAUUGGUGCUUUUUUUUUUGUCCAA
Molecule: messenger RNA, 1868 nt
Organism: Halteromyces radiatus
Lineage: Eukaryota; Fungi; Mucoromycota; Mucoromycetes; Mucorales; Cunninghamellaceae
Exons: 2
Source: RefSeq, a predicted model, not a curated record